Choloepus didactylus (southern two-toed sloth) is the source of this 1282-nucleotide messenger RNA. RefSeq names its product proline rich 30 (gene PRR30). The transcript has a single exon. NCBI's taxonomy places the organism in Eukaryota, Metazoa, Chordata, Mammalia, Pilosa, Megalonychidae. The coding region runs from base 1 to 1200 and encodes 399 amino acids. The record is from RefSeq and is a predicted model, not a curated record.
AUGUUGCCUCAAAAGAAGGACCAGGUGCUGCUACAGAACGUGGUGUCCCCUGGGCCUCCCCCUGAGGGCCCCAACCUACAGCCUCCCUCUUCCCCUCAGUCGCUGCCUCCCUCCGGCCCACAUUUCUCCUCCCCACCUCGAUCCCACCCCUCCUGCUCCCCCCUCCCCCAGUCCUACUCUCUCUACCCACAUUUCUACUCUUCAGACUCAAAUUCUUUCCCACAUCCCUACUCUUGCUCUCUCCCAAGUUCCCCCACUUUCUUUCACCUAAAUCCCCCCUCUCCCACCCUUCCACAUUCCUCCUCUCCCCCUCACACUCGCUCCUCUCCCUCUCAGCCGCAGAACUCCCCUCUCCCCAACUCCCAUCCCUAUACUCCUUCACAUCCGGAAGACCUACCUAGCUCCACUCUCCCUUCCCCGAGCCCCAGCCUGUCUUCUCCUGGGGUCCACUCCAACAGGCAGACAUGGUCCUGGCAACAGUACAGAGACACCGGGGUCCCUGGGGUGGCAGGGGGAUGCGUGGCAAGCGAGAAGGACCCUGCGGAGUUCAGGGACCCAGGGGCCCUGGCCCAGGCCUUGGUGGUCCAACUGGGGCACCGCCGCAUCGCACACGACCUGCAGCUACUGCUUUUGCAGCGUCUGUGGCUAGGCAGAACCGGCCAGGCCCCAGUUGUGGAGUACCCUAUAUGCCUGGUGUGUCUCCGACCCCGCAGUCCCUCCUGCCCCAUUCCCAAGUACAGUACUGGGCCCAGGCUGCUUGCUUUCCCCCAACUACUGCCCUGUGCACAGAGCCAGGACUCUGGGCCACUCCGCAUAGGCAUCGGCUUCAGCCUCCACCUGCCUCGGGGCCAGGCCAGGGAGUUGAAUCUGUUGCCAGAAAGAAGAUCGGCACGAGUGGGGCAUCAGGACGAAGCCAGUCAGGCCUCCGGGUAUCAAGCCAGGGCAUCUCAAGCCCCAGCAGCACAGCCCCCAACAUCUCAAGUCCCAGCAGCUCAGGCCCAGGCAGAUCUAGCCCCAGACACAGCCUCCCAGACCGGGAGCUCCAGGUCUCCAGGUACUCAGUCACCAAACUCCAUCUGCUGCUCAGGGCCUCCACCCCAGGCACCAGAACAGGCCUCUGCCUCCCCGAAGCCCAGGCCUUCCCCUGUUCCAAAGAGGCCUGCCUCUCCAGAGCGCAGUCCCCAAAAGUCCCCUUUCUAGUUCCAGAGCCACGGAGGCUCCCUGGAAUGCCCCCUCCAAACCCAGCCCUUCCUGCCAGGUCCCAGAUCUCUGGGACCCCUGG